AAGAGCGGGCAAAAGGCGGGCGGUUGCUGCGGCAAGUGUUGGGGCUGUGCGGUGUCGGGGAGGCAGCAGGAAGACGCACAGUGUGUUUGAGCAGCACCAGGAUGGAGCAGCCCACUGGGAACCUUCCCACCCGGAGAGACGUCAUUCUUUCCGAGUCGUGCUGGGAUCACAUCACCAUAACAAAUCCGUGAGGUGGAAGUGCUGAGAUCUUUGGUGGCUUUAACUGACCCUCAGGAGGGGAAGCUGACUCAGUCUCAAGAGAAAGCACUAAACUCCCUGGGCAUUUGGAAAACUGUAUUUAGAGCUGUUCCUGGGUCUGCAUCAAAGACCGCAGUGGAGUGACAGCUCGAAGAUGGGAGACCAGGAAGGAGGUGAACCUUUUCUGGGGAUAGUGGCUGAUGGUGCCAGAGACUACGAAGGAGCUCUGCCCUCAGACACGGUGUCACUCAGCGAUUCUGACUCUGAUGACUUGGGGCUGGCAGGUGAAGCAGAAGUUGAUACAAUAUCUCCAGAGGAGCCAUCUGUAGAUGAAGGGGAUUUCAGAUUAGGAGACACACCUGGCUCUUCAAACAGCGGUCACAGAUCUCCUGUCCAGCCAUUCCAUCUGAAGGGCAUGAGUUCUACAUUCUCCCUCCGUAGCCAGAACAUUUUUGAUUGCCUGGAAGAGGCAGCCAAGCUGUCUGUGCCCUCAAUGCCUGAUGAUAAUGUUGUUGAUGGGAGGUUUAAGCGUCCAUUGCCUCCGACCACAAUUUCAGGUACCCUGGUCCCAGAAAACAUGGGGAGGCAAGCCAGACCAGUGCAGGCUCCCAGAACCUCUCCUGCAGUGCCUGACUAUGUGGCACACCCAGAGCGCUGGACCAAAUACAGCCUAGAGGGAGUUUCAGAGUCCAGUGAUAAGACUAACAGGGCAGUGGCCAUGGAAUUUCUAGGUGGUUUGAAGAAAAGAGGGGAGCAACAGAGCUCGGCUUCCCAAGAUAGUUAUGCCCCAUCCUUCAACCAGGACCCUUCCAGCUGUGGAGCUGGGAGGAUUGUCUUCACCAAACCAAUUAAAAGAGGUGUUGAUGGACUGGAAAAGAAAAGAUUGACAGGAGAGGAUGAUAAGAAACAGAUGAAGACAGAUCUGAAAGGAAAAUCUCUUAGGAAGACUGAUGACUUGAAGGAAGAAGAUAAGGUUGAGCUGGGGCACUUAGACAGUGACAGUGGAAAAGCAGCAGAGGAGGAAGAGUGUGUGAUGGAAGGGGACCUGAACACAGAAUACAAACCUGAUGCAAGGCUUGGUGAUACAGGUGAGGAGCCAUCGCUGGGACCAGUUGGAUUCCACUGCAGUAAGAAGAAGAGCAGGAAAAACUUCAGACAUAAAGUAGAUGAAGGGGAGGAGGAAGAGUCCUGAAGGUUGAAGCACAUUGGAGACAUCCCAGGACUUGUCUUGUUCUUUUUUUUUUCCUUUUUUUUUUUUCUGGCCUGAAAACCAUGUGAUAGCAUUUUGUCCAACAGCUUGCAUUAUAGCCACCAAGAAUAUUUUAUACUGUUAGAAAUUAAGCUGCCUAAAAUAAAUUCCAGACUUUUGUUUAUGAGAAGUCCAUGGGCACAGGAUAGUUGCAUCCUGGCAGGACAGAAUAAAGUGUGCUUUGUUUGCUUGAAAAGCUCCCUGGAUCUUGCUCUGGAGCUAAAGUAUCCAAAGAAACAGAAGUGUUGGCUAAAAGGCUGCAGGGCUUCCUAGUAACUCCCAGUUUUGAUAUUGUUCCCAAAUCCUGUGGAAUCCUGGAGAAAAGGUGAUGAGCUCAUUAUGUAGAGAUUUUUAAACAAUGAAAAUAAAACCUAGUCUUCCACUGGAUGUGAUUUCUCCUUGCCCCAUCCCAGGAAGGAAAACCCUUUAAUUUUUUUGUUUAAAAACAUCCUUCUCUCAUUGCCAUUGAGGGUGAAAGCACAGCAAUGCCCUGUUACAUGACAUAAUGAUGUGCAUAUUUGUAUGUGCUUUGCAGGAGGUGCUGCUUCCAUAUUGAUUCUGUAUGUGGAUUGGGGUGUUUGUGGAAGUGUUUAUACCAGAACUGGAGACUUUUUUGUUCUAUGCGAUACAAUAAACUUUUCGUUGUAGCUUGAUUUCACCUCUGAACCAUGCUGAGUAAUGCAGCUGUAGAAGUUCUACCAAACAUUUUAUUUGAUUUUAAAACUGUCUUGAAAACCUUUUAAAGUGUUACUCUAACUUCACCAUCUUGUUAACUUCUCCCUCAAGUCUUACAGAUUCUAAACCUCACAUUUUUAACAUUUUCAAUAAUUUUACAAUGUAUAAUCCCCUCAUAGGAUGAGUCAUUUCAUACAAUGAAUCACAUUGUAAGCAAUGUCAAAUAUAGUGGGGUUUUUCCACAGUGCUAGUAAAUUUAAUAAAUAAGGCUGAAAGAUUAAAUUCUUUGAAAGGUUACAUGAUUUGAAACUCAGAUUAGUUCAGGUCAGUUUGAACUGACAUUUUUUUUGUCAGUAUUCUAAAUGAACCAAUCCCAAAGGGUAGUAUUUAUAACUGUGUAGUGAAAUAUUCAUUCUUAAGAGUUUGUGAUGUUUCUUGGUAGAUUGUGCUUGCUCAAACUCUAAAGAGUGUUUGAAGGGGUGACUUCCUCUGGAGGGGGGGAGUCCAUCUUAAAAAUAAUUAACUGGGAGGCCCAAAUCACUUUUCUUUGUGUUUGAACUGAUGCAUCAUUUGGCAGAAGAAGCAGAAAACAGUGUAAAAGAAGCAGUUAUGAUCCAUUUUUCUAAACUCACGUGUUAGUUUUCAGAGCAGAAUGUAUUUUCUCAUGAGCGUGCAGUUGGAUGCACAUAACUUAGUGGGUCGUUGUAAAUACAUUGGUUGUUCCAGUGCAUGGGAGUGGACACACACACAAGUCCAAAUGGAUAGAUU
This is a messenger RNA of Pseudopodoces humilis (Tibetan ground-tit), 2890 nucleotides long. RefSeq names its product tumor suppressing subtransferable candidate 4 (gene TSSC4). Lineage: Eukaryota; Metazoa; Chordata; Aves; Passeriformes; Paridae. The record is from RefSeq and is a predicted model, not a curated record.